Molecule: messenger RNA, 3091 nt
Organism: Phytophthora nicotianae INRA-310
Lineage: Eukaryota; Oomycota; Peronosporomycetes; Peronosporales; Peronosporaceae
Exons: 1
Coding region: 47-2980 (977 amino acids)
Source: RefSeq, a predicted model, not a curated record
CUGUAAAUCGUCCGGAACUUUUAAGAGCAAAUCAAACCUUCCUCCGAUGCCAGCCUCGAUCAUCGUAGACAACCUCCAGGAGGACGAGGUGCUCUCGUACCCGUUAGUUUUGCUCCAAGGUCGCAUCACCGACCUGCAUCCUAGUGCCAACCUCUUCCUGGACGCUCGUCUGGACGACUUGCGCCCUUGUCUCUGGCCAAUCUCCCCCACGGGCCACUUCAAGGCGUUCGUUCUGCUCCCAUCGUCUGGCAAAUUCGCCAUCACUCUACAACUCAGUGGCAUCGCUCGCCGCAUCUUUUGCGUCGAGUACCGACCCCGUGUUACUCGAUUUGUGGUCAAAUUUCACUAUCAAAUCUGCUCGGACGCAGACACUCGCGACGGAUUCGACGCUCCUCUUGGUGUCGACAAUUCCGACACUGUAGCAAUUGCAAAGAUCCGAUUCAAUGCGUUGAUAUUGCAAAUGGCAGCAGCCGAGUUGAUGCACGCAGCAGGUUUGCCACGACUGACGUUCGCUAUGCAAUUUGCACCCGAUGGCCUGCCAGACGUGACGCUGCUGCGGUGCAGAUUCACCAACGCUCAUGCACGAUCGGUGGACGGUCAGAAGCUCAUUAAGCUGGUUCAACAGGACAUCGAAGCCGCUGGAUGGGACGACCAUCCAGAAUUGGAUUUUAAACAUGCAGUAGUGCUGGGGUGCUCGAGAUACAAUCGAGAGGCAAGGAAAGCUGAGGGACAUACAGCACUUGGAGGAGGAAAAGUUGGAGUGUUUGGGUCUUGUGGACUGCACACGUGGCCUUCGCAUCUUGGUGAAUUAUCGUUGUGCUGUUUGAAUAACACGAGGAUUGAUACGCGCUAUCUGUUGGACGAUAGCUGCUACAGAGGCACCUUCUGGGCCAAUUUCUCCACUGGAAUCGGAGCCAUGUUGCAUGAAAUUGGUCAUACAUUUGGACUUGGACACGCCACGAGCGGCAUCAUGGCGCGUGGGUUUGAUGAUAUGAACCGACUGUUGUGUGUGUACGCAGCUGAUCCACGCUCGUCGCAGCAGAGUUUCCGUCGAUCUACUGCUCAAGGUUGGCUGGAUUUAAACCACACCGUUGUUCGUGAAGUUACCAGUCGAGGAGGAGCACACUGGAACUCUGCUUCAGCUCAGCUGCUUCGACACUCUCCAUGGAUCUCAGGAUACGCCAAGCCGUCGCUCGUAGGACCUACCGUGGACUGGGGAAGCUCGGUACUUGGACCAGUAGGCCACGGCACAUACAAUGGCACGCAAAUCGACCUUCCUGAGAAGACAUUAUCGUCUUCGGUGGACGAUGAACUGGGUGCCGUCAUGAUUGAUGCUGAUAAGUACAUCGAUCACUUUGAGACUCUGACACGUGCUCAAGUGGCUGAAGCUGAGCGCACUGAACCACUGCGUGCUGCUGGUUCCAAACACUGGUUUAUUCUUGCUGACGGAGAGUAUAUCACUCGUGUGGAUGUCCGUGCUAUGGCUUGGAUCGAUGGACUCCAGCUGCACACGAACUUACGCUCAUCACGUUGGUAUGGCGGGACGGGUGGUAAUUUGCACGCACUAAAGCCUGCUGAAGGGUGGCACGUGAGCUCGUUCAUUGGCUCCAGAGGUGAUUCCCAUGUUGGUAGACUUGGUGUUCGCUGUCUGCCUACUUCCUCUGUAUCCUCCCGUCCUCUGUCCCUGGAGUCUAACGGAACUACCAACAGAGUUCUAUCGUUUCCUCCAGCUGGAAAAGCACUAGAAGGCAAUCCCAAGACGCCGUUUUCGAUCACUCUCACCGAGAUCGGGGCUGUCGUCGUUCAAUGUGGAAGAUUUGUCGAGGGUGUUAAGCUGUUAACUCCGGAGGAAGCUGUGUCGAAUUCAAGAGAUCCAAGGUUCUACCGCUCAAACGAGCAUGUCUUUCAGCUUUGUCCAGGUGAGAAGCUGAUCAAGCUUGAGGUGUUCAGCGGCCACUGGGUUGACUGCAUCCGGUUCACGACAACUCUACGUGCUAGCCCUUGGUUCGGUGGGGGCAGAGGACCAAAUCACACAGUUAUGGAGGGCCCAGCAGGACAUCACAUCUGCGGGUUGCAUGGAAUCCGCGGCAAACAAUACGUCGGCUCGGUCGGAGCUCUUUACUGUGCUGAUGCCGCAGCAACAUGCCUACAGACACAGCACCAAGAACCUGUCCGGGAAAUGGAGGAUCAACCGAAAACACGGAAGUUCUGGGUUAUGAGAACUGUCCCAGUCUCGAACCAGAUCGCAGAUCCUCCAAAGCCACCACUUGGAAUUUUAAUUGCUGUCCAGAACGGCUCCGUGACGUCGGUGCAGUCCUUCGACAGCGUGGAAAUGUUUGAUGAAUUGGUCACCCAACUUCACUCAACUCUCCUCACAGUCGGCACUUCGUAUCAAGUGCAUUGCGUUCCGCUGAGACCUGGAGAAAAAGUUUUGCAGAUCGACGUGAGCUUCCGUCCUGCCAGUGCCGACGAUCCCUACACGGUCAUUGAUGGAGUCUGUUUCCACACAACUCUGCGCUGUUCGUCGUGGUUUGGAGCCUACCGUGAAUCCAAUCUACGCUUCUUCAUGCCACCAGCAGACACCAGCGUCAUUCGAGUACAAGGAACUUACACUGACAGCAUCCUGACUGAUCUUACAGGAGUAAUUGGCGUCAGUAUCAACAGCGCGACGCUGUUCACACCGGAUGCUCGUGUCCUAGUUGACGACGGCGCGUACGACGUUAGACUGGAGGCUGCUACACCUGAAUUUGGCGUUGAAUCUGUGCUAUUAGUCAAGAAAAACAACGGAGACAACCUGGACAAGCACGCGUGGACAUGGAACCAGCACGGAAUGCCAUACCCACGAGCAUGGCGAGUCCCUCACACGAUGCUGGAAGCCUAUGUGGACAGCAAAAGCACACUGUAUGAAGAGUACCUUGUUGGCGCCAUCAACUCCGGUGGAGCGUUUUCCAAGACUGCUGCUCCAGUGCUGCGUCAGUAAGUGGUUCAAACAAAAAGAGACAUGCGUUAGAAUCGUGCUAUUGCGUCCGCAGAUGCCUUUAACUCUCUAAUUGUCACAGGUUAAUCUUGAUCUGACUCUGGAGAAAGCUGC